Molecule: messenger RNA, 4086 nt
Organism: Ochotona curzoniae (black-lipped pika)
Lineage: Eukaryota; Metazoa; Chordata; Mammalia; Lagomorpha; Ochotonidae
Gene: TLR6
Product: toll like receptor 6
Exons: 2
Coding region: 172-2565 (797 amino acids)
Biological process (GO): toll-like receptor signaling pathway; immune response; inflammatory response
Cellular component (GO): Toll-like receptor 2-Toll-like receptor 6 protein complex; membrane
Molecular function (GO): Toll-like receptor 2 binding; transmembrane signaling receptor activity; lipopeptide binding
Source: RefSeq, a predicted model, not a curated record
GUCUUCUGCCUGAUCCUCACAGCCGGGUUCCCAGAGGCAGGACACCUGCUCUCCACCUGUCUCUUCUUGUGUCCACGUGCUCCCGCGACGACUUCCGCAUGGGUUUGAAUUUGGACUCCCAUGAAGAUCCUCUAAGGAACAGCAGCAGCCCUUCGUGAUAGCCACUACAUCAUGACCCCAGACAACGAACCUGUUGGAAACUUCCAUUUUGUUUACAUCAUAACCUUAAUAGUUGGAAGCACAAUUCAGUUCUCUGAUGAAAGUGACUUUGCAGUAGACAUGUCCAAAAAGGGUCUGACUCAUGUUCCCAAAGACCUGCCACUAAAAACAAGAGUCUUAGAUGUAUCUCAAAACAACAUCUCUGAACUCCAGGUCUCGGACAUCCGCUUUCUGUCAGCACUGAGGAUGUUGACCCUCUCCCAUAACCGGCUCCAGCAAGUGGAUUUCAGUGUCUUCAAGUUCAACAAGGACUUGGAAUAUCUGGAUUUAUCUCACAAUCAGUUACGCAAUCUGACGUGUCAUCCUGUUGUGAAUUUCAAGCAUCUGGACCUCUCUUUCAAUGACUUCGAUGUCCCACCCAUCUGUCAAGAAUUUGGCAACUUGACACAACUGCAUUUCUUGGGAUUCAGUGCUGUGAAGCUACCACAAUUAGAUCUGCUGCCAAUUGCUCACUUGUACCUAAACCACAUCCUUCUGGAUUUGAGACGCUAUUAUGGGAAAGCAAACAAGACAGACAGCCUUCCAAUUCUGAAUACAAAAAAGCUCCAUCUGGUUUUUCGCCCAGAUAGUUCAUUCUCUGUCCAAAUGAAAAUAUCAGUUAAUACUUUAGAGUGCUUACAACUCACUAAUAUUAAAUUGAAUGAUAAGAACUGUCAAAUUUUGAUUAUGUUUUUAUCACAACUCACCAGAGGUCCAGCCUUAAUGAAUUUUACCCUGAACCACAUGGAAACAACCUGGAAAUGCUUGGUUAGAGUUUUCCAAUUCCUUUGGCCCAAACCUGUGGAAUAUCUCAAUAUUUAUAACUUGACGAUAGUUGAAAGAAUUGGCAAAGAACACUUUACUUAUUCUGAGACGACAUUGAAAGCUUUGAAAAUAGAACAUGUUACCAACCAAGUUUUCAUUUUUUCACAGACAGCAUUAUUUACGGUAUUUUCAGAGAUGAAUAUCAGGAUGUUAACCAUAUCGGAUACACCCUUUGUACACAUGCUUUGUCCUCAGGCACCAAGCACUUUUCAGUUUUUGAACUUUACCCAGAAUGUUUUUACAGAUAGCAUUUUCCAGAAAUGUUCCACUUUAGUUAGAUUGCAGACACUCAUCUUACAAAAGAAUGGACUGAAAGAUCUUUCCAAAGUAGGCCUCAUGACCAAGGAUAUGCCAUCCCUGGAGACACUGGAUGUUAGCAGAAAUUCUUUGGGUUCUUACAGACAUGAGGGCAACUGCACUUGGGUUGGGAGUAUACAGGUGUUAAAUUUGUCUUCAAAUGCACUUACUGACUCUGUUUUCAGAUGUUUGCCCCUCAAGGUCAAGGUACUUGAUCUGCACAAUAACAAGAUAAAGAGCAUUCCUGCACACAUCAUGAAGCUAGAAGCUUUGCAAGAGCUCAACGUGGCUUUCAACUCCUUGGUGGAUCUUCCUGGAUGUGGCACCUUCAGCAGUCUCUCUGUGCUGAUCAUCGAACAUAAUUCAGUGUCCCACCCAUCCGCUCAGUUCUUCCAGAGCUGCCAGCAGAUUACAUCCAUCAAAGCAGGAAGCAAUCCAUUCCUCUGUACAUGCGAGCUCAGAGACUUCAUCAAAAGCCUAGGCCAGCUGUCGAGUGAGGUGGUAGAGGGCUGGCCUGAUUCAUACAAGUGUGCCUACCCAGAAGAUUAUAAAGGAACCCCACUCAAGGACUUUCACUUGUCUGAAUUAUCCUGCAGCCCAGCUCUUCUGAUGGCAACCAUUGGGGCCACCUUGCUAGUGUUGGCUGUUUCCUUGACCUUCUUCUGCAUUCACUUGGAUGUGCCCUGGUAUCUGAGGAUGGUGUGUCAAUGGACCCAGGCCAGGUACAGAGCAAGGCACAUCCCGUUAGAGGAGCUCCAAAGAACUCUCGAGUUCCAUGCUUUUAUUUCAUACAGUGAACAUGAUUCUGCCUGGGUGAAGAGUGAGUUAGUACCCAACCUAGAAAAGGCAGGUCUCCAACUUUGUCUUCAUGAGAGAAACUUUGUUCCCGGCAAGAGCAUUGUGGAGAACAUCAUAGACUGCAUUGAGAAGAGUUACAAGUCCAUCUUUGUUUUGUCUCCCCACUUUGUCCAGAGUGAGUGGUGCCAUUACGAACUCUACUUUGCCCACCACAAUCUCUUCCAUGAAGGAGCCAAUAACUUAAUUCUGAUCUUGCUGGAACCCAUCCCACAGAAUAGCCUUCCCAGCAAGUUUCAUAAGCUGAGGGCCCUCAUGACCCAGCGGACCUAUUUGGAGUGGCCUGAAGAGAAGAGCAAGCAUGGACUUUUUUGGGCUAACAUUCGAGCUGCUUUCAAUCCAAAAUUAACAUCGGUCACUGUCACCCAAAGCAGUGAUGUGAGAACUUAAAAAACAAAGCCAGGAAGUUUGACUUUGGAAACUCUCAUUCAUUUGGGACUCUGAUGGCCACUGUGGUGUUGCUGCUGCCUGGAGUUCUCUUCCACUAUCCCCAUGCCUCCAGCACAUCUUUAGUGAAAGUCUUGAUCAGUUGAGCUGGAGUGAGGGUGGCACCGAGAAACCAGUCUCAUUGAUUAUUACAGUUCACAUUGGUUAUUGGGAUCCUCUCUGGGGGGUUCUUCUUAGUCUCAGGGUAACCUUUGUCAUUUUGUUCAUUACUAGGGUUUGUGAAAUAAGUUAUACCAGUUACUAAAUAUAAAAAAGUAUUUUAAAAACAUAUGUAAGGUAGUUUAUUUAAUAUUUGACUUGCCACACAAAUACAUAAUUAACCAGUGAGGACUCGUGCUAUAAUGAUGUAUGUAGAGUUAUUCCCUAGAUACUCGUGAUGAACUUGUCCAAGACCCCCAAAAUACCAAGUUCUGGAAAGGUUCAAGUCCUUUAUGUAAAAUGGCAUAAUAUUUGCAUGUAACCUAUACAUAUCACCCAGUAAACUUUCAAUCAUCUCUAAAUUUACUUAUCAUACCCUAAUAGCCCUACAAUAAAUGCUACAUACAUAAUUGUUAUGCUGUAUUGCUCAGGGAAUAAUGACGAGAGAAAAACCUAUACAUAAGCAAUACAGACACAAUUUUCUCCCCAAAUAUUUCCACUCUGUAGCUGGGUUAAAUCCAUGAAUGUAGAAACUACAGACAUGGAGGGCCAACCAGAUAUAAAGAAAGGGAUAGCCUUAAUUGAUGAUAAGGUGAAAGAUAUAGAUGUGUCUGCUUGCCAAGGAAACCCAGAGCCACAUAUAUAUGGCAUAUUGAAUGUGACUCUUGUGUCUUAGAAUUUUAGUUAAAGUCUCAAAGCUGACAAAAAAGCAGUAAACGCUGUCAACAUUUCAGAGAUACUGGGCAAGCCAGACUGGACUCAGUGAAAGAGAAGAAAGAGACCAGUCACUAUCAGUCAUAUUACUCAACUCUGGAAAACUAUGUCCUCAGGGUAGCUUAGAGAUGCAGUGAGUGGAGCGUCACUGAAUGAAGUGGAGGUUGCUUUGGAUUCCUUCUAGUGCCCCACUCCCAGACUGGAAGCUGAGUAGUAAUAGGAGUGCCCAGGUUGGGUGCAGCAGAUGGGAGGUGGGUGGUGGUGAUGUGAGAGUUCUUGGAACACUUUGAUGAAUGUCCCCUGAAGUUGGGGGGCCAUUGUGGGCGUAAGCACCAGUAAACACUGCUUGGCAAAUAUAGGUGCUUCAUAAGUGUCUGUUGAAUGAACAGACAGUUUUUCCUACCUGGAAAGUUCAAAGGGGAGAGAUUGGUUGGACAGCUGCCCACAAUGGCUGAAUGAGAAAGUGGAAGCUGUGGCUGCAAGCUGCCUUUCCAUUCAUGGCAUGACAAAAGUACCUGAAUUUCCUGCAUCAGUGUUGGCCAUAGGAACGGUAACUAGGUUUGAGCUGACAUGGUUGUCAGGACGCUAGGCUCAGGGGAGUGGUUCAAGGAA